AUGUCAUACGGAAACGAUCGCUACGGUGGUGGUGACGACAACUACGGUGGCCGCAACGAAGGCAACUACGGCGGUCGCAACGAGGGUAACUACGGUGGCCGCGACGAAUACGAUGGCAACAACAGAGGAGGCUAUGGCGGCGGCGGUCGCCAUCAGGGAAACAACCAGGACGACUUUGGCGGACAAGGAUAUGGCGCCCAGGACGGCGGCUACGGCGGUCAAGGCAACUCCGGAUAUGGUGGUGGCCAGCCCCGCCGCGACGAUGACUCUGGCUACGACCAGCGCAGAGAUGAGCUGAGAAACCACGGACAGUCCGGCUACGGCUCGGUUGCUGGUCCUGGAGGCUACGGCAGGGGACAGGAAGGCUACGGCGGUCCCGGCGAGAGACUCAACUCCAACAACGAUUACAAUGAUGGCGACCGCUACAACAGUGGCAACAACGAAGGAGGCUACGGCGGCGGCAACGGUCGUCACGGACACUCCAGUGGCACCUCUUAUGGCGGUGUUCCCGGCGGCGAUGAUGACUACUCGUCUGCAGCUCACGUUGCAGCUCAGCACGCUGGCGACUCUGGAGACUCGAACCUGUUCAGCUCUGCCCUUAGCAUGCUUUCUGGUCACAAGGCACAGCAGGGAGACGUUGACGAGGACGAGGCCGUCAGACACCACCAGCAGUUCUACGGCGGAGCCAGUCAGCCCCACCCAGCCAGCUCUGGUAGCAUGGGCUCAGCCGCCGCCAUGCAGGCCCUCAAGAUGUUCAACCAGGGAGGCAGCUCUUCUGGCAAUGGAGGCAAGAGCCAGAACGAUUUCAUCGGUCUUGCCAUGUCUCAGGCUGCUAAGCUCUUCGACCAGCAAAGCUCUCAAGGCAACGUCCACCAACAAGCCUCAAAGCAGGAUGCUGUAUCCUCGGCCGCUCAGAUGGCCCUCAAGAUGUACAUGAAGAGCCAGGGUGGUGGUGCUGGUGGCAGCAGUGGAGGUGGCCUGAUGGGCCUCAUGAGCAAGUUCAUGUAA
Molecule: messenger RNA, 1008 nt
Organism: Aureobasidium namibiae CBS 147.97
Lineage: Eukaryota; Fungi; Ascomycota; Dothideomycetes; Dothideales; Saccotheciaceae
Exons: 3
Coding region: 1-1008 (335 amino acids)
Source: RefSeq, a predicted model, not a curated record